Molecule: messenger RNA, 1221 nt
Organism: Fraxinus pennsylvanica
Lineage: Eukaryota; Viridiplantae; Streptophyta; Magnoliopsida; Lamiales; Oleaceae
Source: the annotation of a GenBank genome assembly
AUGUCCCUCCCAACAUCCACACACUACCCUCUACUCCCUUCUCCUUUUCUCUCUACUUUUCCUCAAACUCAUGACAACCUCCCAUUACCACCAUCCACUGCCACCACCCGCUCCAAAUCCUCAUGGAUAGAAACCCUUCGCUCCCAAACCCGCUCAAAACAAUUCCGGGAUGCCAUUUCUACUUUUAUACAGAUGCAAUUAUCUAGUGUUCAACCAGAUAAUUUUGCUUUCCCGGCUUCUUUGAAGGCCGUCACUGCCUUGCAAGACUUGAAUUUAGGGAAACAGAUUCAUGGGUCUGUUGUCAAACUCGGCUAUGAUUCUUCAUCGGUCACCGUGGCCAAUACGCUUCUGCAUAUGUAUGGGAAAUGCGGGGAUGACAUCGACCAAGUCCUCAAGGUGUUUGCCAGAAUACCCCAGAAGGACCAAGUCUCUUGGAACUCAAUCAUCAAUGCCUUGUGUAAACAUGAGGAGUGGGAAUUAGCUAUAGAAGCUUUUAGGUUAAUGAGGUUGGAAAAAAUCGAGCCUAGUUCAUUCACUUUGGUGAGCCUACUGCUUGCUUGUAGUAAUUUGAGUAGGAGCCAUGGAUUAAGGAUUGGAAAGCAAGUUCACGGGUAUAGUUUGAGAGUGGAUGAUAGAAAGACAUUUACAAACAAUUCUUUGAUGGCAAUGUAUUCUAAAUUAGGGAGAGUUGAUGUAGCCAAGGCUAUAUUCGAGCGGUUCAUCGACCGAGAUAUGGUUUCUUGGAAUACCAUCAUUAGUUCAUUUUCACAAAAUGAUCGAUUCUACGAGGCAUUGGAGUGUUUGAGUUUUAUGAUAGUCGAAGGAUUUAAGCCUGAUGGGAUCACGAUUUCAAAAACAGAAGAUGAAGAGAAGUCUGAUCUUGACGAUAAUAUUUUGUUCUUGUUUAAACCAAAUUCAAUAACACUCAUGACUGUCCUUCCUAGUUGUGCUGGUCUAGCAGCAAUAUCUAAAGGAAAAGAGAUUCAUGCUUGUGCUAUCAGAAAUGUGCUAGAAUCUGAUGUUGCAGUUGGUAGUGCAUUGGUUGAUAUGAGUGGAUUCAGAUUAGAUGAUGCCAUCAGUAUUAAGAUUGGGAAGAAAAUGCCAUUCAAUUCCAGAUAUUCCAAAUCUGUGGAGAUUAGAGUGGAAGGAGAAGUCAAACGUGCAGAAUAUCCUUUAGCACAGUGGCACAGGAUAAGGAGAAAACUCAUCCUCAUGAAUUAG